Molecule: messenger RNA, 3042 nt
Organism: Parastagonospora nodorum SN15
Lineage: Eukaryota; Fungi; Ascomycota; Dothideomycetes; Pleosporales; Phaeosphaeriaceae
Exons: 1
Coding region: 1-3042 (1013 amino acids)
Biological process (GO): trehalose catabolic process
Cellular component (GO): fungal-type cell wall
Molecular function (GO): alpha,alpha-trehalase activity; carbohydrate binding
Source: RefSeq, a predicted model, not a curated record
AUGCGCCUGCCAUACGCACUUUUCGCGCUCCUCCUCGCCGCAACCUCCACAUCUACAUCGACCACCUCCGAACAGCAACAAUUCGCUGAUGUAGCUUGGGACGACGAUAACUGGAUCCUCUCAACGCGCACGCUCGACCAAGGACAUUACCAAUCCCGGCUCUCCCUCGCCAACGGGUACUUCGGCAUCAGCGUCGCAUCAGCCGGACCAUUCUUCGAAACUGACAUCCAAGAUGGUGCAAAAAGCGUGAGCGGCUGGCCCUUAUUCACACAGCGCCAGACAUUUUCCACAAUCGCGGGCUUCUACAAUAACGAGCCCAAGCCCAACGGCACGAAUUAUCCAUGGCUCGAGCAGUAUGGCUGGGACAGUGUGAUUGCGGGGAUCCCGCAUUGGAGCGGGUUGCAAGUUGACGUCCAUGGGGAAAGACUCAAUGCUUCUGUUGAUCCGAGCAGCGUCGAGGGGUUUGAAGCGAGCCUGCAUGUCAAAGCGGGAAUUGCGAAUUGGCGGUUCGUGUGGAAACCAGCCGACGAAGAGAUUGAGGUCGAAUAUCAAAUGUUCGUGCAUAAGCUGCAUGUCAAUCAAGCGGCGGUUAGGCUGAGGCUUACGUCGACAAGAGAUGUGGAUGUCACGGUUUAUGAUGUGCUGGAUGGCGAGGGGGCGGUGAGAACACGGGCUGUGGGAAAGGGAUGUGAGGAGGAUACGCCGACGAUUUGGAGCGCAGUCAGGCCUGGAAACGUGGCGAAUGUCACGGCGUAUGUAUAUUCGACGCUGGGUAUGGACGAAGGGGCAGAGAGGAGGAAAGUCGAUGCUGGGACGUUCAACGCGGAUAACUCAACGAUCGCUCAGGCUGUGAGGAUCAGUCUAAAAGCCUCGAAGUCGCACGAGAUCAAGAAGUUUUUGGGUGUCGCGUCGAGCGAUGCAUUUUCGGAUCCGCAAGCAGUUGCGAAGCAUGCGUCGGUUUCGGCGGUUAAGAUUGGAUAUGAAGAAUUAUUGAGGGAGCAUGUUGAGGAGUGGACGACAAUUUUGACAGAGGAUUCGGUGGAUAGCUAUCAUUUACCGGAUGGUUCGCUGCCCGCGGAUCCGAAUAUUCAACAGCUUCAUAUCUUGUCACGGACAAAUCCUUUCUAUCUGUUGUCGCAGAUGAUUGGACCGAAUGCGAUCGCUGCGGCAGGAAACAAUUCGAGACUGGAUAUUGAGAGCCUUCCGGUUUGUGGAUUUGGAUCGGACUGCUAUGGUGGACAGAUCUUCUGGGAUGCGGACGUGUGGAUGGCACCAGGUGUGCAAGUCUCGCAUCCGCAGCAUGCGCAGAGAGUCAUCAAGUACCGCGUCGAACAUUUUCAGCAAGCGCGAAGGAACGUUGAAACAGCGUUCACGUCGAGCAAGAACCAGUCUGAUAGAUUUACCCCUGGCGGCGCAGUCUUCCCGUGGACGAGCGGACGAUGGGGCAAUUGCACUGGUACGGGAGCUUGUUUCGAUUAUGAGUACCACAUCAACGGAGACAUCAGUCUGGCGUUCAAUAACCACUUGAUCAUUACUGGAGACAGCGACUAUUUCAAAGACACGCUGCUGCCUAUCUCGAAUGCAGUGGCUCACUUCUACUCGCAAGCGCUGGACUUCAACGAGACGUCGGGCGCCUACGAACUUUGGAACGCUACCGACCCAGACGAAUAUGCAAACAUGGUCAACAAUGCUGGAUAUACGACUGCUUUGAUACAACGGCAUCUGAUCGAGACAAACGAGUUUAAUGCAUGGUUCGGUCUGCCCCAGAAUUCUACCUGGACUGAUAGGGCGGCCAAAAUGAGAUUGCCAAUCAACGACAAUGCUGGCAUAAUCGUUGAGUAUACUGGCAUGAAUGGAUCUGUCCAAGUCAAGCAAGCAGACGUUGUGCUUGUCGAUGAUCUACUCCAUUAUCCGAAUCCGUACAGCUUGGCCAAUUUGGACUACUACGCCGGCAAACAGUCGCUAGAUGGGCCUGCUAUGACGUACUCGAGUUUCGCAGUUGUUGCAAACGAGGUCUCUCCAUCUGGAUGUUCAGCACUAACAUACAAUCUUUACUCAUCUUCGCCAUAUGCUCGAGCUCCGUGGUAUCAGUACUCUGAGCAGCUAGUUGAUGAUCCUGACGACAACGGCGGAACACAUCCUGCAUUUCCAUUCCUGACGGGUAUGGGAGGAACGAAUCGCGUCGCAAUCUUUGGAUACCUAGGCCUAGGGUUAUACUAUGAGAGUCUGGAUAUCGACCCAUCACUGCCGCCGCAGAUCGAGUAUCUCAACUAUCGCACCUUUUACUGGAUGGGCCACGGCAUCAACGCCACCUCGAACACAACUCACACCACACUUGCUCGCCUGCCACGCGACAUAUAUACCCUCCCCUCCGCAAACUCAACAUACUUCGACAAGCCCAUCCCCGUCACAAUCGGCACCCGCAACAACCGCAACAACCGCACCCUCUCCUUGACCUACUCGACCCCACUCAUCGUCCCCAACCGCCUCAUCGGCCAAACCCUCACCGUAGCUAACAACAUCCUGCAAUGCGGCACCCUCCUCCCUCCACCCCAAGACAAUCAGCCUGGCCAAUUCCCCCUCGCCGCCAUCGACGGCGCCUCCAGCACAAAAUGGCAGCCCGUCUCCUCCAACACAACAUCCUACCUAACCGUCGACCUCGGCACCACCUACCACCUUAUUUCCUCCAUAAUGAUGGACUGGGCGAAUCAACCACCCGCCUACUUCGAAAUCUCAUUCACAAACACGUCGCUCCCGCCAUUUACUCCCGCUGAUGAUGUCAGGAUGCUCGCGUCCGGGCAGGUGAGCAUUAGCGCGCCCUGGGAUCCGGUGAAUGCUUUCGAGAUUAGGACUUAUGUGGGUAACCAGACGAAUGUUACGCUCGAGGAGGGGGUGUGGAGUGGAAGGUAUGUGCAUUUAGGGAUUAAGGGGAAUCUAAUGGGGAAGGGGGUGCAGGUUGGGGCGACGGUGGCGGAGUGGAAUGUCGUUCGAAAGGACAGAGGGGUUGAGGGGAAUAAUAGAAAGGAAAGAAUAGAGUUGUAG